Chelmon rostratus (copperband butterflyfish) is the source of this 3013-nucleotide messenger RNA. It is a transcript of the gene vps37a, whose product is annotated as VPS37A subunit of ESCRT-I. Gene Ontology annotation, cellular component: ESCRT I complex. Bases 341 to 1528 code for a protein of 395 amino acids. Gene Ontology annotation, biological process: ubiquitin-dependent protein catabolic process via the multivesicular body sorting pathway; protein targeting to membrane; protein targeting to vacuole. Lineage: Eukaryota; Metazoa; Chordata; Actinopteri; Chaetodontiformes; Chaetodontidae. The transcript has 12 exons. The record is from RefSeq and is a predicted model, not a curated record.
AUCUGCUUACUCGAAAGGUUGUCCCUUAGCUCUAAUUAUCUCUCGCCUUAGUGACAGUAAUGACUGAUCAAAUUACGAACAAAUUCUCAGAGAUAAAACGGAAUUGAUACUUCUGAUACAGGAGGAUAUGCCAUCUGACUUUGUAACGUAGCAUUAACUAUAAAGGAAGCCUCGUGAAUACAACAAACCGAGUCGUUCGUCAAGCAGCUAACAGGCGUUAGCACCACAGAUCUCCACACCGUGUGCUGUUUAAUCUCACUUUCUCUUCCAUUUCGCUUUCGUCUGGAGUCGGCCUUUAGAUUCUGCCACCAAGUUCAGUCCGUGGUUUCGCCAGGAGAGGAUGAACUGGUUUUUUCCCCAGUCCAAAGGCUCCGGACCUCUUCCUCCUCUCAACAGUCUACAGCAACAAAGACAGCGGCAGAUCGACUCACUCAAAGCCGCUCAUCCAAGCCUUGCAGAGAUCCAGAAGGAUGUUGAGUACAGAAUACCAUUCACAGUCAACAACUCCACCGUUAGUGUUAACAUUUUGCUGCCUCCUCAGUUCCCCCAGGAGAAGCCGGUGGUUAGUGUCUACCCCCCCGUUGGUCAUCAUUUAGUCGACAGCAAUAAUGGCACCAUGAUCACCAGCCCACUCAUCACCAAUUUUGGGAUGCACUCAGAUCUGGGAAAGGUCAUUCAGAGUCUGCUCGACGAGUUUUGGAAGAGUCCUCCUGCCUUGAUGUCCACUGCCCCUGGUGGCUUUCCAUACAGUAUGUACAAGCCGUCGGGUAUCGCUCCCUACCCCACUCAGGCUUUCCACUAUGGUCCUCGCCACGUGGGUCCCAGUCACGCUCAGCCUGCUGGUCCAGGCCCAGCACCAUCUCCAGCUCCCAUGCCUCACCAAGGGGUCGAUAGUGCCCAUGGGCCCCCUCGAGCUCCAGCCCCAUACGGACUGAUUUGUGACCUGCCGCUACCUGUUCCUACAGGAGACUCCCAGGCUGGACUGAAUGGACACAUGUACAAGAUGCCUGAGAUUCCAGAGUCUUUUCCAGAACUCUGUGACAUGAAUCUGAUCCAGUUGUCGAACAUGUCUGAAAGCGAGGAUGUGUUACUGGAGUUCUUCGUGACUUUGCCACAGCUCAAACAGGUCACCAUUGAUAAAGAAGAGCUGGUCACCAAUAUAGUGGACAUGGCUAAGAAAAACCUUCAGAUGGAGCCACAGCUGGAAGGAAAAAGACAAGAAAUGCUCUACAAGUAUGAACAGCUGACUCAGAUGAAAUCUGCCUUUGAGACAAGGAUGCAGAGACAGCACGAACUCAGUGAGAGUUGCAGUCUUAGUGCUCUACAGGCUCGGUUAAAAGUUGCCGCCCACCAGGCUGAGGAGGAAUCGGAGGAGACGGCCGAAAACUUCCUGGAGGGACGCACAGACAUCGACGAAUUCCUGACCAGCUUCAUGGAGAAGAGAACGCUUUGCCACAGCAGAAGGGCCAAAGAGGAAAAGUUGCAACAGUCCAUCAACACACAUGGACAGUUUCCUACCAGCCACUAGAACACAAGGUUUGGUGUUUGCUCAGCCAACUGCUGCCAACUAAAAAGGAUAAAGACAUUCGAUGGAACAAAAAGCACACUGAGUCAACAACGGGCACUUUGGAGAAUAUGGAGAUGGCGAUGGUGGGAUAAAAAAAAAAGCCCACUGUGCCCAGAUCUUUAAAAAAAACAAAGAAAAAAACAGUUAAAGUUGGAUGGAGAAGCUAUCGAAUCCCCAAACAAGGCCAAAACUGGGAGAAUGAGCGACAUAGCGUUUUCUACGCCACAUUAAGGAUUGAUCACACAGUGGGUAAUUUCUAUUGCACAUGCUGUUUGUCCAGUUUUGACUUGACUGUGGACAGAGUUUUGUUUCUUGGCAGAAUUUGUGUCACGUUGCUCAAUAAGAGAAACGCCUGCAUCUGAUCAGAGUGGUUGGUGAACACAUUUGCAAGUACAUAUUGUUUAGGACAGUAUUCCAAUUUUACACUUUUUCAUGCAGUGAGCAAGUAAAUGUCACCAUGAACUUCUUGUUAACAUGCUGAUGUCAGUUUCUGUACCUCUUGUCUCUGAGAUCAUUGUCAGGUCCUUGCUUUACUAUUCCUGAAAGGUCCAACGCCUACUGGAGACAGAAGAGCCACAGUAUGUUAGCACUACAAAUCUCUCUCAAAUCUCUGUUUACAUUGGAGAGGUAGUUCUAGACAUUUACAUGAAACUCAGCACUGGCAGUGUCACUUUAACAAGUCAAGAUAAUCUCUCUGACAAACAAGAGGCAAUGACAGGGCAGUGCUGUCGGGAGACCUUUAGCUCAGGCUGUUAAAACUGAACUCUCUGCGGACAGUGGUUCGUCCUGUAAGUCAGUGGCUGUCCCGCUUCAGUUGUGUUGAACACAGCCUCAGCAUCAGUGUGUUUGCACAAACAUUAAUAAUUCAAAUAAACUUGCCAAGGCAAUACAUUGAUUCCCGUAACAUUGUUGACACCAUAAGUGAGUUAUCUACUGUAUGUCGAAAUCAGAGUCAACACAGUCCAAACAACAAACCAGCUUCAUGUUCAGUUAUUUCGAAUUGCUGUAUUUGGUUUGUGGGAGGCGAAAAACUACAAACUAUUGCAGACGUUGACCAGUUUACCAAACAUGAGAACUGAGGUUACUGGGAAAUCAGAGUACUGCAAACUAUGUGAACGGUUUAGUCACGCUACUACCUUAAUGCUUUUUACAUGAAUUGAGUUAUUUGUGUACAUGUAAACAUACUGAUCACGAUGAACACCGUUAUGGUAACCCGACUAUUUUCUGACACCAUUUGAACUUGAAAUGUUUGAUUCAGAGCCUCAGAAGAUUUGGCAUCGUGUUGGGGAAUAUUAGGUUAAAUGCUGCAGUAAAGCUUGAUGGCAUUGGAUACUGUAUUUAAAUGUUAAUAAUAGGCUAUAUUGUAAUCAAAGACUCAGACACCUUGUAUUAUAGGUUCUUAUUUAAUUUGUUAGAGUAAUAAAUCAUUUAGAAUAAACCUUGUUU